Messenger RNA from Sphenostylis stenocarpa, 849 nucleotides. The record is from the annotation of a GenBank genome assembly. Lineage: Eukaryota; Viridiplantae; Streptophyta; Magnoliopsida; Fabales; Fabaceae.
AUGGCAAGUAAGAUUUUUCUUGCCCUUCUUUUCAUAACCUAUGUGGUUGCGGCCUCUGCUGGUAACUUCAACCAAGACUUUGAGAUAACAUGGGGUGAUGGUCGUGCCAAAAUCCUCAACAAUGGAGAACUUCUUACUUUGUCCCUGGACAAGGCCUCUGGCUCUGGAUUUCGUUCUAGGAAUGAAUACUUGUUUGGAAAAAUUGACAUGCAGCUAAAGCUUGUACCUGGCAACUCUGCAGGCACAGUCACAGCUUAUUAUCUAUCUUCUCUUGGGGAUGUUCAUGAUGAAAUAGAUUUUGAAUUUCUGGGUAACUUGAGUGGUGAUCCUUAUAUUCUUCAUACAAACGUAUUCACACAAGGGAAAGGUAACAGGGAACAGCAGUUCUAUCUGUGGUUCGACCCCACCAAGGACUUCCACACAUAUUCCAUUCUUUGGAAUCCUCAGAGCAUAUUAUUCUCUGUGGAUGGGACACCCAUAAGGGAGUUCAAGAAUCUUGAAUCAAAAGGGGUUUCUUUUCCCAAAAACCAAGCCAUGAGGAUAUAUUCAAGCCUUUGGAAUGCUGAUGAUUGGGCCACAAGGGGAGGCCUAGUGAAGACUGAUUGGAGCCAAGCUCCAUUCACAGCCUCUUACAGGAACUUCAAUGCCCAAGCAUGUGUCUGGACUUCCUCAGGCUCAUCUUGUUCAUCCAACAAUCCAUCAUCAAACCAAUCAUGGAUGAAGCAAUCACUGGAUGCAACAGGGCAAGCCAGAAUUCAGUGGGUGCAAAAGAACUACAUGAUUUACAACUACUGUACUGAUACCAAGCGUUUCCCACAGGGCCUUCCUCCUGAAUGCACAAUCGCAUGA